Messenger RNA from Rhinolophus ferrumequinum (greater horseshoe bat), 585 nucleotides. RefSeq names its product RNA polymerase II subunit A C-terminal domain phosphatase SSU72-like. Gene Ontology annotation, biological process: termination of RNA polymerase II transcription. Gene Ontology annotation, molecular function: RNA polymerase II CTD heptapeptide repeat phosphatase activity. The transcript has a single exon. NCBI's taxonomy places the organism in Eukaryota, Metazoa, Chordata, Mammalia, Chiroptera, Rhinolophidae. Bases 1 to 585 code for a protein of 194 amino acids. Gene Ontology annotation, cellular component: nucleus; mRNA cleavage and polyadenylation specificity factor complex. The record is from RefSeq and is a predicted model, not a curated record.
AUGGCGUCCUCGCAGCUGCGGGUGGCCGUUGUGUGCAGGAGCAACCAGAACCGGAGCAUGGAGGCUCACCACAUCCUCAACAGACGGGGAUUCAACGUCCGGUCCUUCGGGACAGGGACUCACGUGAAGCUUCCCGGACGAACACGGGACAAGCCAAACAUUUAUGAUUUCAGAACCACCUAUGAGCAGAUGUACAAUGAUCUGGUUAAGAGAGACGAAUACUUCUACAGGCAGAAUGGCAUUUUGCAUAUGUUGGACAGAAACAAGCGAAUCAAGCCUAGGCCGGAAAGGUUCCAGAACUGUCAAGACCAGUUCGACCUCAUCCUCACCUGUGAAGAGAGGGUGUACGACCAGGUAGUGGAAGAUCUGUAUUCCAGGGAGCAGGAGACCUGCCAGCCAGUGCACGUGGUUAACGUCGACAUCGAGGACAACGAGGAGGAGGCCACCCUGGGAGCGUUCCUCAUCUGUAAGCUCUGCCAGUACAUUCAGCUUUCGGAUGACAUGGAGAAUGAGAUCGAUGAGCUGCUGCUGAAGUUGGAGGAGAAGAGCAACAGGACCUUCCUGCACACUGUCUGCUUCUACUGA